Messenger RNA from Hordeum vulgare subsp. vulgare (domesticated barley), 1097 nucleotides. RefSeq names its product transcription factor ILI5-like. Lineage: Eukaryota; Viridiplantae; Streptophyta; Magnoliopsida; Poales; Poaceae. Gene Ontology annotation, biological process: regulation of DNA-templated transcription; regulation of growth. Gene Ontology annotation, molecular function: protein dimerization activity. The record is from RefSeq and is a predicted model, not a curated record. The transcript has 2 exons. Bases 216 to 488 code for a protein of 90 amino acids.
CUCUCCCCGUCUUCUGGCUAAGCGGCCGGCCGGCCGGAUCCGUCUGCCUCCCCUAGCUAUAAAAGCACCCCGUCUCCCUUCCCUUCUUCCCCAUCGAACGAACUUCGCAGCUAGCCGCCCACUCUACUCCUUCCGAUCACACAGGACACAGAAGCCUCUCCGUCGACCUCGGCCUUAACUUGCUCGCGCCUCAUUAUUAUCAUCGGACGACGGCGAUGUCGGGCAGGAGGUCGCGCGGCUCCGUGUCGGAGGAGGAGAUCAACGAGCUCAUCUCCAGGCUCCAGACCCUGCUCCCCACCACGCGCCGCCGCGGCAGCAGCAGCAGCAGCAGCCAGGCGUCGACGACGAAAAUGCUCAAGGAGACGUGCAGCUACAUCAAGAGCCUGCACAGGGAGGUGGACGACCUGAGCGACCGCCUCUCCGACCUCAUGUCCACCAUGGACAACAACAGCCCCGCCGCCGAGAUCAUCCGCAGCCUCCUCCGCUAGCUAGCUAGAGCUACCUGCAGCUCAACUACUCAUCAUCAUCAUCAUCAUCGAUCACGUCCAGCUGAUUGUCCUAAGCUAGCUCAUCAUCUACUUACAGCUCGUGCAUGCCUAGCUAAGCCCGCGCAUAUAUCUACAUAUACAUACAAGUAUGGUAUAUAUGUCGUCCGUCGAUCUCUGCAAGGCAUAUAUAUGCAGAUCGAUCGACACCUAAGGACUGCAUGCAUAUGCAUCCAUGCUAAAGGCUGGUCUAAUUUACUUUGGUAGGGCAUCAUUAGCUAGGGCCGCCUAAUUAAGUUCACUAUAGCUGGUUAAUUAGCUCAUCCCGCUAGCUUCUUGCAUGCAUGUGGUUUCCUCCCAGCUUCCCUCUCUCUUGUUUUCAUUUGUUUUUCCCUGUGUAAACUUACUUAUUUGCAGUCUGGAUCGAGUUGUUUCCCCUAGAGACAACCGACCGACCGCUAGCUACCCAUCCGGUGGUACUGCAUGCUAAUAAUAUAUAUAGCACUAGUACCAUCACACAUGCAUGAUUGUAUGUAUGUACUGUCGAUCGUCGCUUCAGCUGAAUUAAUCUCUUAUUAAUCAAUACCAAGUGAUUGUGUUAUCCGUGCCAAA